UAAAUGGGGAGCACCUCCCUCGCUCUCUCCUCCUUUUCCCGUCCCUCUCUCUCCCCCUGUCCUCGAGCUAUUCCAUCUCUCUCCUGCGGCUGCGGCCUCCCCUCCAUCUCAAAGCCGCAGCAGCACUCAGCAGAAGCAGCGCGAGGCAUCAAGACCCGAUUCCUCUUGCUGCCGACAGAGGUGCUCCACGGCCGAACCCUAAGCCCGCACGCAUUCCCUGUGCUCCAAGCGUGCUGGCAGUCCGCCGCGGAGGGUUGUUUACUGCCUCAUAUACAAAUAAUAUGCUGCUCAAUUAAUUUGCCCUUUUGAGGAUCAUCAUAUGGGUUACCUCAAUCUCAGGAGCUCUUUCCAUAUUCUGCUCUCAAUACAGUUGCUGUUAUCAUUGUUCAACCCCGUGGCAGUCGGAGACUUGGCCUCCGAGAAGCAAGCGCUUCUGGACUUUAUCUCUGCAGUCUCUCAUGGCAACAAGCUCAACUGGGAUAAAAAUACAUCAUCUUGUUCAUGGCAUGGUGUAAAAUGCUCGGCAGAUCAGUCACACGUUUUUGAAUUGAGGGUACCAGCUGCUGGUCUCAUUGGAGCAAUUCCUCCAAACACUCUUGGAAAACUCGAUUCCCUCCAAGUAUUGAGCCUGCGGUCUAAUCGUUUAACGGGAAGUCUUCCAUCUGAUGUGGCCUCACUUCCUUCUUUACAUUCCAUAUACCUACAGCACAAUGAAUUUUCAGGACCGUUGCCUUCUUCCUUCAGUCCUAGCCUCAGUGUAAUAGACCUCUCCUACAAUUCCUUCACAGGACAAGUUCCUGCAAGUUUACAAAAACUGACUCAGUUAACUGCGCUAAAUUUACAAGACAAUUCUUUCUCUGGAUCCAUCCCUGACCUCAAGCUUCCAAGUCUGAAACUAUUAAAUCUGAGCAACAAUGAGCUGGAAGGUCCAAUUCCUCGUUCGCUCGAAACAUUUCCAAAUGGUUCGUUCUCAGGGAAUCCUGGACUGUGUGGGCUACCUCUACCUGAAUGCUCAGUUCCUUCACCAACACCCUCACCCGACUCAUCUUCAUCGCCACAAUCGCUGCCUUUGCCACACCAUAAGAAACUAGGCAUAGGUCUCAUAAUUGCAGUUGCUGUUGGUGGAUUUGCAUUGGUGAUACUAGUUGUGGUUGUGUUGGUUGUGUAUUUUUCAAAGAGGAAAGGCAAGGAUGAGAGUGAUGUGGAAUCCAAAGGUAAGGGUACAGUCACCAGGAGUGAGAAGCCGAAGCAAGAAUUCAGUAGUGGUGUCCAAAUUGCUGAGAAAAACAAGUUGGUUUUCUUGGAAGGCUGCACCUAUAGCUUUGACUUGGAGGAUCUACUGAGAGCUUCUGCAGAAGUCCUUGGCAAGGGAAGUUAUGGAACUGCUUACAAAGCUAUACUUGAGGAUGGUACUGUCGUGGUAGUCAAGAGACUAAAAGAUGUUGUGGCAGGGAAAAGAGAGUUUGAGCAGCAGAUGGAGCUCAUUGGGAGGUUGGGCAAACAUGCCAACCUAGUCCCACUUCGUGCGUACUACUAUUCCAAAGACGAGAAGCUUAUUGUCUAUGAUUAUAUUGACACUGGCAGUGUUUCAGCCAUGUUGCAUGGUAUCAGGGGUGUUACUGAGAAGACACCAGUAGAUUGGAACUCCAGGGUGAAGAUCAUCCUUGGAACAGCAUAUGGAAUUGCUCACAUACAUGCAGAAGGUGGCGCAAAGCUCACCCAUGGCAAUGUCAAGUCAACUAAUGUCCUCGUAGACCAAGAUCACAAUCCUUCUGUUUCAGACUAUGGCCUUAGCACUCUGAUGAGUGUGCCGGUCAAUGCAUCUCGCGUUGUGGUCGGUUACCGCGCUCCAGAGACAGUCGAGAACCGCAAGAUCACCCAGAAGUCCGAUGUCUACAGCUUCGGCGUCCUCCUCAUGGAAAUGCUCACAGGGAAAGUGCCGCUUCAGACCCAAGGGAACGACGAUGUUGUCGACCUCCCGAGAUGGGUGCACUCCGUGGUCCGGGAGGAGUGGACUGCUGAGGUGUUCGAUGUCGAGCUGAUGAAGCAGCAGAACAUUGAAGAGGAGCUGGUCCAGAUGCUCCAGAUAGCAAUGGCAUGCACGGCAAGGUCGCCCGACCGGCGCCCGACCAUGGAGGAAGUGAUCAGGAUGAUCGAGGGGCUCCGGCAGUCCGCCUCGGAGAGCCGAGCAUCCUCUGAUGAAAAACCCAAGGACUCCAACCCAUCAUCAGUUUAGUUGUGCGCGGUGCAGCUCCCACCAUCUGCUUCACCAAUUGCUUCCAGUUGCAGCCCAUUCGAUUUGUUUAGCUAAUUUGUGAUUGAGUUCAUGUAAACCAUUGUUGACAUCAGGUGCAUUCAGCCUCAGGAAAAAAAAAACUGAGCUUUCUCAUUGAAAGAUUUCAACUUUGUAUCUUGGCGAGUGUAGAAUUUUUUUCCGCUGGAAAAUUGAUUUGCUA
This is a messenger RNA of Panicum virgatum (switchgrass), 2456 nucleotides long. RefSeq names its product probable inactive receptor kinase At5g58300. Lineage: Eukaryota; Viridiplantae; Streptophyta; Magnoliopsida; Poales; Poaceae. Gene Ontology annotation, biological process: protein phosphorylation. The transcript has 3 exons. Bases 320 to 2236 code for a protein of 638 amino acids. Gene Ontology annotation, molecular function: protein kinase activity; ATP binding; protein binding. The record is from RefSeq and is a predicted model, not a curated record.